Seriola aureovittata is the source of this 9567-nucleotide messenger RNA. It is a transcript of the gene chd2, whose product is annotated as chromodomain helicase DNA binding protein 2. The transcript has 42 exons. NCBI's taxonomy places the organism in Eukaryota, Metazoa, Chordata, Actinopteri, Carangiformes, Carangidae. The record is from RefSeq and is a predicted model, not a curated record. Gene Ontology annotation, biological process: nucleosome organization; regulation of transcription by RNA polymerase II. Bases 2312 to 7843 code for a protein of 1843 amino acids. Gene Ontology annotation, molecular function: chromatin binding; ATP-dependent chromatin remodeler activity; DNA binding. Gene Ontology annotation, cellular component: nucleus; chromatin.
ACGGGUUCAGUGGGCUGCUAACGCUAGUUAGAUGGGGCUGGAGAGGAAGUGGAGUUUGGCUUACGUUGAGAGGAAAGGGGGCAGAGCCGCUGAAGGAUAUCAGCUCAGGCAGAGGCGGAGAGGACACACACAACAGAGGAGCAAGGCGGUGAGGACGGAGAAGAGGAAGGGCGGAAUGAUGCGGCCGAAAGACCCACCAAAACGACGAAAAUCGCCCCAAAAUGUGGCACCGACCGGGGAAGAUGACGGGGGAUAGACACGGCCUGGAUAAUGGGUAUUCCCCUUGAUGUUUCACAAACUGCGUCUUAGAAGAAAGGAGAUCCUCUUACUUGAGCGAAAUGGGUUGACAUUUAGUCAUCGUGGAGUCGUGAUUAGAGGGAUUCAAGUGAUUCACGCUGCAAUGGGGAUUUUCGGGGCAUUGACUGGUGUGAAGAUUUCCGGGUUUUGAAGAGAAAGAAGACAGCUCUACCCCAUUCAACUGGAUAUUGCUGAAGUGGAGACAGCGUUGUUUAACGUGAAGAUGGCAAGUGAUUUGGCAGUUAGCCAAAUUUUGACAAGAUGAAACCUUUUUUCUGACUGGACUUAAGCGUUUGGAUUUUUAUUUUUUACAACAACAUGGACACUGGAACACCGUUGCUGACUGAAUAGUGGACUCGUUGAAAAGUUACACUGUUGUUUUUGGGAAACACAAAACCAGCCAUUGUACAUUUGAUAUUCAAAUGUUGUUUUUAAAUAAAGUGUAUGUCCUCGUAUUUUUUCCUGGCUUUGUUUCAUUAGCUAUUUAACCAGAAUAUCAUGGAGGAUAUUUGGCGUAAUAUUUUUAUAACGUUGAAGUCCUUUAGCUCGGCAUUGGGUUUUAAAAUUUCAGUUAAUUCAUACAACAAAUGGCUUUGGAUUGCAUUGACUUUGUGUCACUAAUCAUCCAAGUUUGACCUCGUAAAUAUGAGCUAGCAUAAGUGCUUAAGCUGUGUACUGGGUUGACGAAUCUCUUGAAGUAAUGAUUUCUUUCUUUAUCUGGUGUUUCUCCACAAAGGAAACUAUAACCUCGAUUGACGAGUUAAUGGAAACAUUGUUAGUUAAAAUGCACCUUUGUGCUUUAAUCGGUCUCACUGUAAAAUCUUUAUGUAAGCUAAUUUUAAAACAGUGGGGGAGAAUACACCCAUCUGUGUAAGAAACAUAAAAUGGUUUUGGUCAGACCAGAAAUGGUUUCCAAAGGCUCUCUAAAAUGGCUCCUGGUUGUCCUUCUUCCUGUCUGAGCAGGAAGUGAUGCAAUUGCUGCUGCUGCAAAAAAAAAACAUUAAUAUACUUGUACAGCCUCUUUUUUUUUUUUUUACCUUUUUAUGAAGUGGUAAGAAAGCUUUCAGUGUCAUGCUUUUGUCCUCGGGCUGACAAUGUAUGUAAGUUUAUAUAAAAGCAAAUUUUAAACAUAAUAAAAGGGGUGGGACUUAAACAUCACCUGAGUGUGGGGUAAAUGGAAAUAACGUCAAUCAAAGGCAAAGCAUUCAGAGCUAGGAAGGAGCUCUAGAUGGCGGCUGAGCCUUGGGAAGGGUGCCAUGGGCUUUCGUCAAACCGUUUCUCUUGUCUGUUUUUCGACCGAGACCGCUUGAUUUUGAUGAAAACUUGAAGCUUGUGAUUAUACGAUCGUUGUUUUAGCGGAAAUUUUGGCGUUUGGUGUGGUUUUUGGGCUGAUUUGUCGAGCCGUAGGAGCCGUCUGUGCUGAGGGAGUGCUUGUCGUUGUUUUCCAUACUGGGCUCUGGCAGCCAUGGCGCGCCUCCAUUUUUAGUGUGCUGCUCGACUCUGUCGCUCUGUGUCUGACAGUAGAUGAAGACUGUAAAGGCCUACAAGCUUUUCCAAGCAAGGCUCUUUUUUGUAAUUUAUUGUUAAGUUAUUAUUUUUUUUUAUAGUUAUCCUCAUUCGAGUCGGAUAAAUGUUUAAACUCUGUGAUAGAUCGAACGUGAAUCAAAUAGUUCAUUUAUAGGCUACCACCUUUCUUCACAUUGAAUUGGUAUGUUUACAUUGUGUAAUUCAUAAUUUACUGAUUUUCUCAUCCGUAAAUGUUGUUUUUCUAAUCCUUCAUCUGAUGACGCAGUUAGAAUUAAUUGCAUGCGGCUUGAUCCGUGGACUAUAUUGAAAGACAUGCGAUGGAUAUUUAACUUAUUGUAACAGCACCUGUCAUUUUUCUUACUUGGAUUUAAAUUAACGAUGCAAGUAAUGAUCCUCAAAUCUUUCGAUUUAAUGCCUUUUCUUGACUCGUGUCGCACCGCCUGGGCUUUAACUGCCAUCUGAGCUAAGGCAAUCUUGUGGGACUUGUAUGAUAGUUCAUGCUUCCUGUAACUUUUUGACAGUAAAUACCAGGACAAAAGAUCAUCCUAUCAGCGAUUUUCAGGAUACUACAAUGAUGAAGAAUAAAAAUAAAAAACAAGAUGAUGAAGGAUCGGCUCAAAGCAAUGCAUCAAGCAAUUCAGCUUCAGAGGAAUCCAACCACUCUGCGUCGGAGUCAGGAAGUCAGUCAGAGAGCGAGCAUGGCAGUGAGAGGAGGAGAUCCCACAACUCGGAGUCAAACAGCUCCUCAGAGUCAGAGAGUCACUCCGAGUCAGAGAGCGAAUCUGCAGAGUCCAAAUCACAACAGACCACAUCAGAAGUCAAAGACAAGCCAGUCAGAAAGAAGGAGCGUCUGGCAGAUGUGAAAAAGAUGUGGGAAGAACAUCCAGAUGUGUACGGGGUCAGGAGGUCAAAUCGCAGUAGACAGGAGCCGGCUCGUUUGAACAUUGGAGCUGGGGGUAGCAGUGACUCUGAGGGCGACAGUCCCAAGAGAAAACCAUCACGUGCUAAGAAAAAGGAAAAUAUCUGGAAAGAUGAUGACUCAAAUGAUGAAGAGGAGGAGGAGGAGGAGGAGGAGGCUUCGGACAGUACAGACAGUGAGCAGGAAGAGAAAAAAGUUAGAUCCAGACGACUUCCUGCUAGAAGACCUCAGACCAAAUCAUCGACAGUCAAAAAGCAGCUGUCUCAGAAGGGAAGAAAGUCCAGGAAACCAGAGUCGUCGGCUGAAGAAGAUGACGACGAUGACGAUGAUGAUGACGACGAUGAUGAUGAGGAAGACACUCCCAAGAGACAGACUCGAAGAAGGGGCGCAACAAAAGUCAAAAGUUACAAAGAGGACCAACACGACUUUGAAACGGACUCUGAUGACCUGAUCGAAAUGACGGGGGACGCAGGCGAUGAACAGCAGGACGAUGACAGUGAGACUAUUGAGAAAGUUAUGGACACCAGGAUAGGCAAAAAAGGAGCCAACGGGGCUUCCACUACUGUGUAUUCUAUAGAGGAAAAUGGGGACCCAUGUGAAGGCUUUGACCCUGAGAAUGACGAGGGUGAGACUCAGUAUCUGAUUAAGUGGAAGGGCUGGUCCUACAUCCACAACACAUGGGAGAGCAUGGACUCUCUGACACAGCAAAAGGUCAAGGGACUAAAGAAACUGGACAACUACAAAAAGAAAAGCGAAGAGCUCAAUUCAUGGUUGAGGAGGGCGUCUCCUGAGGAUGUGGAAUUUCAUAACUGCCAACAGGAGCUCACUGCUGACCUGAACAAGCAGUUUCAGAUCGUGGAGCGUGUCAUAGCAACAAAAACAGGAAAGGCACCAGGAUCCUCCGACUUUCCCUCUCAUAGUCACAAGACACCAUCCUCCAAUGAGCCGGAGUAUCUAUGUAAGUGGAUGGGCUUACCUUAUUCUGAGUGCAGCUGGGAAGAUGGAGCUUUGGUCAUAAAGAAGUUUGAGCACUGCAUAAACAGCUUCACGAACCGAAACUCCAACAAAACCGUCCCCUCUAAAGACUGCAAGGUGUUAAAGCAAAGGCCAAGGUUUGUUGCUCUGAAGAAGCAACCUUCGUACAUCGGAGAUGAGAACCUACAGCUGAGAGAUUAUCAGCUGGAUGGGUUGAACUGGCUGGCUCACUCCUGGUGCAGGUGCAAUAGUGUUAUCCUCGCCGAUGAGAUGGGACUGGGAAAGACCAUCCAGACCAUAUCCUUCCUGUCCUACCUGUUCCACCAGCAUCAGCUGUACGGACCCUUCUUAUUGGUGGUGCCUCUGUCCACGCUCACCUCCUGGCAGAGGGAGUUUGACACCUGGGCCCCGGACAUGAAUGUGGUGGUCUACCUCGGUGAUGUCAUGAGCAGGAAAACGAUCCGGGACUACGAGUGGGUGAACCAUCAAACAAAAAGAAUCCGUUUCAACGCACUAUUAACCACUUAUGAAAUUCUACUUAAAGACAAGGGUGUACUUGGGAACAUUAACUGGGCGUUCCUGGGUGUAGACGAAGCUCACCGGCUGAAGAAUGAUGACUCCCUGCUGUACAAAACAUUAAUGGAGUUCAGGUCAAACCACAGACUCCUCAUUACUGGCACUCCGCUGCAGAACUCCCUCAAAGAGCUGUGGUCACUUUUGCACUUCCUCAUGCCCGACAAGUUUGAUUCCUGGGAGGAUUUUGAGGACGAACACGGGAAAGGAAGAGAAAAUGGUUAUCAGAGUCUUCACAAGGUCCUCGAGCCCUUCCUUCUCCGCCGUGUCAAGAAAGAUGUGGAAAAAUCUCUGCCUGCCAAAGUGGAACAGAUCCUCCGUGUGGACAUGACUGCACAGCAGAAACAAUUUUACAAGUGGAUUUUAACAAGGAAUUACAAAGCUCUUUCCAAAGGCACCCGAGGCAGCUCCUCCGGCUUCCUGAACAUUGUUAUGGAGCUCAAAAAGUGCUGCAACCAUAGUUUCCUUAUUAAACAGCCUGAGGACGUAGAGACAGAAACACAACAGGAACACAUGCAGAGUCUAGUGAGGGGCAGUGGGAAGCUGGUGCUGCUGGACAAACUGCUGACCAGACUCAGAGAAAGAGGCAACCGAGUCCUGAUCUUCUCCCAGAUGGUCAGGAUGUUGGACAUUCUGGCUGAAUACCUCGCCAAGCACCGCUACCCGUUCCAGCGAUUGGACGGUUCCAUAAAGGGAGAAAUCCGAAAGCAAGCACUUGACCACUUUAAUGCAGAAGGCUCAGAGGACUUCUGCUUCCUGUUAUCCACCAGAGCUGGAGGUUUAGGGAUUAACUUGGCCUCAGCAGACACUGUAGUCAUCUUUGACUCUGACUGGAACCCUCAAAACGACCUGCAGGCACAAGCCAGGGCUCACAGGAUCGGCCAGAAGAAACAGGUGAAUAUAUAUCGACUGGUCACCAAAGGAACAGUGGAGGAGGACAUCAUUGAGAGGGCAAAGAAGAAGAUGGUAUUGGACCAUCUUGUCAUUCAGAGAAUGGACACCACUGGUCGAACUGUACUGGACAGCAACUCAGGAAACACUAAUUCAAACCCAUUUAAUAAAGAAGAACUGACCGCUAUUCUCAAGUUUGGUGCAGAGGAACUUUUCAAAGAGGCAGAAGGAGAGGAGUCAGAGCCACAGGAGAUGGAUAUUGAGGAGAUCCUGAGGUUGGCCGAAACAAGGGAAAGUGACCAGGGCUCGAGUGCUACAGAUGAACUUCUUUCUCAGUUCAAGGUUGCCAAUUUCUCCAGUAUGGAAGAGAGCACUCCAGAGUUUGAAGAUAAGCCCAUUCGGGAAUGGGAUGAUAUCAUCCCAGAGGAGCAGCGACGCAAAAUUGAGGAGGAGGAGAAGCAGCGGGAGAUGGAGGACAUCUUCAUGUUGCCCAGAAGCAGGAGCUCUAACAAGAGGGCUCAGGCCAAUGAUAGUGAUAGUGAUGUGGGCUCCAAGCUGAAGCACCGCUCUUCAGGCUCAGAGAGCGAGACAGACGAUAGCGAUGAUGACAAGAAGCCAAAGAAGAGAGGCCGACCUCGAGCCCGCAAAAACAACGUGGAGGGUUUCACUGAUGCCGAGAUCCGCAGGUUCAUUAAGGCAUACAAGAAAUUUGGGUCUCCACUUGAAAGGUUGGAGGCGAUCGCCCGAGACUCUGAGCUGGUGGACAAAUCCAUAGCUGACCUGAAGAGACUUGGUGAACUGAUUCAUAGCAGCUGUGUGACUGCAGUGCAGGAGCACGAGGAACACCUCAAAGAAAACCCAGUUGAAGCCAAAGGUCCUGGGAAACGGCGAGGAAUUAAUAUCAAGAUCUCUGGAGUGCAGGUCAAUGCCAAGUCCAUCAUCCAGCACGAAGAAGAGUUUGAGCCGCUGCACAAAGCAGUGCCCUCCAACCCCGCUGAGAGAAAUAAGUUCAAGCUGACCUGCAGGGUCAAGAUAGCCCACUUUGAUGUGGACUGGGAUCUGCAGGAUGACAUUCAGCUCUUGCUCGGUAUCUACGAGCACGGCUUCAGCAACUGGGAUCUGAUAAAGACGGAUCCCGACCUUAAACUCGCUGAUAAGAUUCUCCCAGACGACCCAAGCAAGAAGCCUCAGGCCAAACAGUUGCAGGCGAGAGCUGAGUAUCUUCUCAAGCUGCUGAAAAAAGAACAAGACAAUACAGACGUGCCUAAAACAGGGGAGGAGGUCAAAGUGAAGAAGAGGAAGCCCCGAGCGAAAAAAGAGAACAAGAUUCUCAAGGAUGAACAGGGCAACGACAUCUCCUCCCCCCGCCUGUCCGACAACCCAUCAGAGGAGGGUGAAGUCAAGGAUGAUGGAACAGACAAGUCCCCCGCCAAAAAGAGACAAAAGAAAAAGGAUAACAAAGAGAACAAAGAAAAACAGGGAACCCUUAAAAAGGACGGGGACAAAGAAAAGAAAGGUGCCAAGCCCAGAAAAGAAAAGGCUAAAGGAGCCAAAGGGAAGAAGACUCAAGGUCCAGUUCACAUUACGGCUGGGUCUGAUCCCAUUCCCAUUGAAGGAAAGGAGGAUGAUGAACUCGACCAGGAAACCUUCAGUAUUUGUAAGGAGCGCAUGAGGCCAGUGAAAAAGGCCCUGAAGCAGCUGGAUAAACCAGACGAGGGUCUGUCCGACCAGGAGCAGCUCCAGCACACACGCACAUGCCUGUUGAAGAUUGGAGACCGAAUCACAGAGUGCCUUAAAGCCUACAGUGACCCAGAACAUGUCAAAAUAUGGCGAAGAAACCUCUGGAUUUUUGUGUCAAAGUUUACAGAGUUUGGUGCAAGGAAGCUUCACAAACUUUAUAAAAUGGCACAGAAGAAGCGAUUGCAUGAGGAGGAGAAGGAGCAGAAGAAGAAGGAUGAUCCUGCUGGUAGGGUAAAAUCUUUCAGACCAGAACCUUCUGGUUCUAGUCGAGACUCCAUGGGUACACAGCCAUCGUCCAAAUCCGCAUCUCACUCGAGCCAGCCAGGCCCCCACGGACACCACAGAGAACCGUACAAUGCGGCUAAUAAGCGGCACUUUGGCAACGAUGAUCGAGGAGACUGGCAGAGGGACCGUAAAUACAAUUACCCCAGUAACAGCAACCAGUCAUGGCAGGGAGACCGACAUCAUCCAUAUGACCAGCAUCGCUACAAGGAUCACUACGGUGAUCGACGUCCACAUGGAGACACGUAUCGCAGCUCAGGCAGUUACCGCAACAACAGCUCCCCCCGAAAAAGGCCGUAUGAGCAGUACAGCAAUGACCGGGACCACAGGGGUCACAGACCCUAUUACGACAGGCAUCCAGACCCCAAAAGAAGACGUCCUGAUGAAUUCCGUCCCAACUACCACCAGGGACGGGAAGGCCCUCUCCAGGACUUCAGGAGGAUGCCGGAGCACAGGCCAGCAGGUCCACCUGGAUCGGAGCACUACAGCAGGCCCUUCCACCCUGACAAACCUCCUCCACUGUUGGACCCUCGCUCCCCGCAGGCUCAGAAGUCUCCCCAGGACUCCCGCUCGCCACUCGAGCGACCUGUAGAGCCCAACGCUGUGGCAGACCCAAACUGGAACAACAGGAAAACAUAAAGCCUGCCAGUGCUGUCUAAAAGACUGAUCUGGGUGUUUUGUCCAGGGCUAAAGCCACAUAUUGCUGCUGAAGGACAAGUCUGGACUCGCCAAUCAUAAGCUCACAGUUGGAAAGGGAAUCAACAUGUUACCCUCUUUACCAGCAAAACCAAACUAUUUUGCUCCCCACCCAUCCCCACCCCCCACCCCCCCAGUGACUGUGGCUGUGAAUGAUUUGUGCCCUGAAGGAAGACGUUUGCUUCCUUCUGUCAUCUUCACGAUGGAAAAAUACUAAAACGAGCUUCUUUAUUUAAAUGAAUUGACUCGAUCAGUCAGACAUGGUAAGACUGAGUGGAAUGCUCAUGGAUGCUUAGUCCCGUGGACUAUUAUCUAAAGAGACUUUAGGAUACAUGAACUGAUGACUGAUCUCAAUCCUAAAAGUGCCUGAAGGUUUUGGCCUUUUUGAAUGGUAAAUGUAUGGGAUUAUUCCCAAAGGAAUCAUGACAUGAACAUUAUGUUUUUUUGUGUUUAGCUUUAUGUCUUUCAAAUGAUGUCAUUAGAAGAUUUCAGUACAAAAGAAUGUGUAAUGUGUUAUCAUCUGCACCUUUGAAAUGUUUAUCUUGAACAUGUAGCUGAACCGAAUCAUGGAGUCUCACCAUGUGGGUUAAAAUGGUGGCGUGACGGGACGGCCUAGUUGUUUUUGAAAUUUGAAUGAUCAGUCAAGCCAGUAUGUUUCCUCCAAACACUCAACAGAUAGUUUGAAAACGGUUUUUAACAAAUUCACAUUUCUCAUGUGUACAAAUAAUCAUUAUUUCUUUAACUCUGUAUCUGUAUAAAUCAUUGCAGUCCUGUUGCUUUUUUCACUUUAAUCACUUUCCUCCUCGUAGGCCCAAUGAAAUGGAAGCUUUGUAAGCAGUAUUUAUUGCAACAACUUGUGGAAAGGUUCAUAACACUAUGACUUGGAACAAUCCUUGAUUUUUGCCUUUCAGUAUUAUGAUGGUUAAGAAUGGUACUUCAGUGUAGUUAAAUUAAUUCACCCAUCUUUCCACCUAUGUAAGUACUUGAUGAAGUCUGAAAAUGCUACACGAUAACAUUUUCUUUCCUAAUCUAUGGUUUGGAAACUUUGAUUCACACACAGUUGUGCAGUUGCUGGUUGGUUGUUAAAGGGUUAUCAGAAAGUUGCUGUUGACAUUUCAUUAUGUUUAUUACCUUUGGUCACUCUUUUCCUGUGCCAAAUCUGGUCCUGCUCUGGCCCUCAUUUGUUUUUUUUUGUUUUUUUUUUUUAGCUUCUCCAUUUGUGCCUUAUUUAUGUGUGUAUUAUCAUACUGUAUAUUGGUUCAUGGACAGUACUGGGGUCUAAUACAGGCAGGAUGUAGUAUUAAAUGGUCACAUUUUAAGGAAAUAUAAAGGUUAAAUAUAUAAAGGAUAAAUCAUAAUUCAGUGUAAACUGGUGAAGGGACCACGUAUUCUGGUAAUUUGUGAUGUGGUUCUGUUAUUUCUGAAAGAGUUGACAAUUUGAGGGGAAAAUAUAAACAUAAUUCAUCUGUGUUUUGUCCAGGGCACUUAGCCGACCUGUUACAGUGAUCAGCCAGCACAUCUUUUCUUCCACAUUAAGCAAGCUACAGUUCCUGUAUCAUAUGUUCUUUAAGAGUCUAAAUAAUUUAUAUUUGUGACAAAACCACUCUUCAUGAGAAAUGUGCUGUACAUAUGUUUGGACAUAUGUAAUAAACUUUGUUACACAAUGA